Messenger RNA from Striga hermonthica, 3828 nucleotides. NCBI's taxonomy places the organism in Eukaryota, Viridiplantae, Streptophyta, Magnoliopsida, Lamiales, Orobanchaceae. The record is from the annotation of a GenBank genome assembly.
AUGGAGGUCGAAGAAGAUGGCCGUCUGGUUUUCGAGGUCAACGGGGAGAGUUUCGAGGUCCACGAGAUUGACCCCUCGACCACUUUGCUCGACAUUAAUGGCUGCUCGAUUACAACAAGUGAAGGCCUUGGAAACAGUAAAGACGGGUUCCACCCGAUCCAUCAAAGGUUCGCUGGCUUCCAUGCUUCUCAAUGCGGGUUUUGCACACCUGGAAUGUGCGUGUCCCUUUUCUCGGCACUCGCCAAUGCCGAAAAGCAAAACAAUCGUGCAAAAUCGUCCGCUGGGUUUUCCAAGCUGACAACUUCAGAAGCAGAAAAGGCUAUUUCUGGAAAUCUUUGUAGAUGUACCGGUUACAGGCCCAUUGCCGAUGCCUGCAAGAGUUUUGCAGCAAAUGUUGACUUGGAGGAUUUGGGGGUUAAUUCUUUCUGGAAAAAGGGAGAUUCAAACGAAGUCAAGAUUAGUAAAUUACCGUCCUACGAUCCAAAGGAUCAUGCCUGUGCAUAUGCUGAAAAAUUGGGAGAUGGGUUCAAGUCUGGGGGCCUUUGGAACUCUGAUAAAUGUUCAUGGUACAGUCCUGUAACAGUUGACGAGCUUCAAAAGUUGUUGAAUUCUGAUAUGGUUGAAAAUGGGGCAAAGAUCAGAUUAGUUGUUGGCAACACAGCAAACGGGUACUACAAAGAAACAGAAAAAUACGACAAAUACAUUGAUCUGAGGUAUACUCCUGAGCUUUCAGUGAUUAGAAGGGAUGAGUCGGGUAUCGAAUUUGGAGCAGCUUUGACAAUUUCCAAAGUCAUCUUUUAUCUGAAAGAGAAAAGUGAAGUGAGCUUAGGUUCAAGUGGAAAUAUGGUGUUCGCCAAAAUUGCUGACCAUUUAGAAAAGCUUGCUUCUGGCUUUGUCCGGAACUCAGCGAGCAUUGGUGGAAAUUUGGUUAUCGCACAGAGGAAAUGUUUCCCUUCAGAUGUUGUCACACUACUUCUGGCUGUGGGUUCUAGUGUAAGCCUGCUGACAGGUCAUAAACAUGAAAAAAUCAAAAUUGAGGAGUUCUUGAAGAGACCUCCCUUGGAAUCGAAAACGGUCCUUCUGACUGUUCACAUCCCUUUCCUGGAACCAAAGACAGUUGAUGGAUCAAUUCAAACUAGCUCAAGAUUGUUUUUCGAAACCUACCGUGCGGCACCACGGCCUCUCGGGAAUGCAUUGCCCUAUCUCAACGCGGCCUUCUUAGCUGAUGUUAGCUCCAGUUCAAAUGGGGUUUUAGUAAACAAUAUCCAGCUGGCUUUUGGCGCGUACGGAACGGACCACGCAACAAGAGCAAGGAAAGUCGAGGAGUAUUUGAACGGGAAAAUUCUUAGUGUAGAAGUUCUGAAUGAAGCUGUCAAAUUGGUGAAAGGUGAUGUGGUGUCUAAAGAAGGCACGUCACAUUCUGCUUACAGGUCAAGCUUAGCAGUCGGUUUUCUUUUCGAGUUUCUUAAUAGCUUUUCCAGUGUGGGUUCCGAACUAUCCAGUGCUAAAAGUGUGAAUGAGGGCAAAAUUAGUCAAAUAGAGGAACCCCCAUUGUUGUCAUCAGCUAAGCAGAUUGUGACAUCUAGUAAAGACUAUCAUCCGGUGGGUGCACCUAUGACAAAAUUUGGUGCUGCCAUGCAAGCUUCUGGUGAAGCUAUUUACGUAGACGACAUUCCUUCACCCCCAAACUGUUUGCAUGGAGCAUUUGUAUGCAGCAUCAAGCCUGUGGCUCGAGUGAAAGGCAUUUCUUUUAAGUCUCACCCACAACAAGCUGAAGUGGCUGCUGUUAUCUCUGUCAAAGAUAUCCCAAAAGAAGGCGAAAACGUAGGAAGUAUGACCGCGUUAGGUGUCGAACCUUUAUUUGCUGAUGAUGUCACUAGAUUUGCUGGUGAUCUCAUUGCUUUCGUGGUUGCAGAGACACAAAAGAAAGCGAAUUUGGCGGCAAAAACUGCUGUAAUUGAUUAUGAUACAGAAGGCUUAGAUCCACCUAUAUUAACAGUUGAAGAUGCUGUUGAACGAUCGAGUUUCAUCGAUAUUCCUCCUUUUAUAUACCCUGCAAAAGUUGGCGAUUUCUCAAAAGGAAUGGCUGAAGCUGAUCACAAGAUUCUCUCAGCUGAGAUAAGAUUAGGUUCACAAUACUACUUUUACAUGGAGACCCAAACCGCACUCGCAAUCCCAGAUGAAGACAACUGCAUUGUGGUCUACAGUUCGAGUCAAGCUCCCGAGUUUGCUCAUAGAGUAAUUGCAAGAUGUCUAGGUGUUCCCGAUCAUAAUGUCCGUGUCCUUACAAGAAGAGUCGGCGGAGGUUUUGGCGGGAAAGCAAUAAAAGCAAUGCCAAUUGCCACUGUCUGUGCUCUCGCGGCUCAUAAACUACGUCGUCCGGUCAGAAUUUACAUGGACCGAAAAACCGACAUGAUGAUCGCCGGAGGCAGACACCCGAUGAAGAUAACCUACACUGUCGGAUUCAAAUCAGAUGGCAAGCUCACGGCCUUACACCUGGACGUGCUCAUCGAUGCCGGCAUAACCCACGACAUAAGCCCCGCGAUCCCGAGCAACAUGGUGGGGCCCCUCAAGAAAUACAACUGGGGCGCACUCUCCUUCGACAUCAAAGUGUGCAAGACAAACCUCCCGAGCAGAUCCGCCAUGCGGGGCCCGGAUUACGUGAGGAACAGGAAUCUCCACACGCACGAGAGUCUGAAGGUGUUUUAUGGAGACCCGUCGGGAGAAUUGUUCGAGUACACUCUGCCUUUGAUUUGGAAUAAGGUGGGGCAGUCAUCGGGGUUUGAGCAGAGGGUGAGGGCAGUCAAGCAGUUUAACCGGUCUCAUAUGUGGCGAAAGAGGGGCAUAUCCCGAGUCCCGAUUGUGUACGAUGUUUUGGUGAGGCCGAGUCCUGGGAAAGUGAGCAUACUUUGGGAUGGGUCUGUGGUCGUGGAAGUUGGGGGCAUAGAAUUGGGGCAGGGGCUUUGGACGAAGGUGAGACAGGUGGCGGCAUAUGCUCUUGGUGGGAUCGGGUGUGAAGAUUUGGUGGAGAAAAUUCGGGUUGUGCAGGCGGACACGUUGAGUGUGGUGCAGGGAGGGUUUACGGUAGGUAGCACGACUUCUGAGUCGAGUUGCGAGGCUGUUAGGCUGUGCUGUAACGUUUUGGUCGAGAGAUUGGCCUCGCUUAAGAAAGAGUUGAUGGAGGAAAGAGGUUCUGUGAAAUGGGGUGAUCUGAUUCUCCAGGCACAUUAUCGAACUGUGAAUUUGGCAGCAAAUUCUUACUUUGUGCCCGACUCAAGUUCUAAUAGAUACUUGAACUAUGGUGCUGCAGUAAGUGAGGUGGAGGUAAGUAUCCUAACUGGUGAGACAAUAAUAUUAAGAACAGACAUCGUGUAUGAUUGCGGCCAGAGCAUGAAUCCAGCUGUGGACUUGGGACAGAUUGAAGGGGCAUUUGUACAAGGGCUCGGAUUUUUCAUGCUAGAAGAAUACCCGUCCAAUUCGGAUGGUCUGAUGGUUGCUGACGGGACAUGGACGUACAAGAUCCCGACCAUUGACACUAUCCCUAAAGAAUUCAACGUCGAAAUACUAAACAGCGGACAUCACCAGAAACGCGUCCUCUCGUCUAAAGCUUCUAGUGAGCCGCCGCUGCUUCUGGCGGCAUCAAUGCACUGUGCCAUGCGGGCAGCAAUUAAGGAUGCAAGAAAACAGCUCAAGUCGUGGGGAGGAUUGGAAGGCACUGAGUCGACAUUCCAGCUGGACGUGCCAGCUACUAUGCCUGUCGUUAAGGAGCUUUGCGGUCUCCACUCGGUUGAGACUUAUUUGCGCGCGUUGCUCUCCAACCACCACUAG